CCCGUGGCUCCGAGCUCCGCGGGACGGCGGCCGGGGCGCGGCCCCUCUGCGCUCAUGGCCUCUCCGAGCAAGGCAGUGAUUGUUCCCGGGAAUGGCGGCGGGGAUGUGGCCACCCACGGCUGGUAUGGCUGGGUCAGGAAGGCGCUGGAUCAGAUACCUGGUUUCCAGUGUUUGGCUAAGAACAUGCCUGACCCAAUUACAGCACGGGAGAGCAUCUGGCUGCCCUUCAUGGAGACGGAGCUGCACUGUGAUGAGAAGACCAUCAUCAUAGGUCACAGUUCCGGGGCCAUUGCGGCCAUGAGGUAUGCAGAAACACAUCGAGUAUAUGCUAUUGUAUUAGUAUCUGCAUACACAUCAGACUUGGGGGAUGAAAAUGAGCAUGCAAGUGGAUACUUCAGCCGCCCCUGGCAGUGGGAGAAGAUCAAAGCCAACUGCCCUCACAUUGUGCAGUUUGGCUCCACUGAUGAUCCUUUCCUUCCCUGGAAAGAACAACAAGAAGUGGCUGACAGGUUGGAUGCCAAAUUGUACAGAUUCACUGACCGUGGCCAUUUCCAGAACACGGAGUUUCAUGAACUGAUUAGUGUGGUAAAGUCGAUGCUGAAAGUACCAGCAUAGACAGGAUGAUUUCUGCUAUUUUGCAUACUGAUAUAAAGGUAGAGCAAUUAUCAGAUUGUUAAUAGGUAAGUCAUCUUUUAUCAGGUGAUUACUGGACAUGUAAAACAGGUCAAGUUAAGUUCCACAAAUGCCUAAAAAGCAAACACAAGUUCCAAUGUUCAGCCUAAGUUACAAAGAGCCAUUUCCACUUUCCAGAAUCUACACCUCCCCAAAGUGAGCUGCAAUGAACUAAAGCAGUAUUUUUCCUAUUUGGUAAGGGACGUAAGGACAGCUUAAUCACCCUCAUCUGUUCAAAGAGAGUCAGACAAAAAUGGAAUCCAGGUUUCCUGAUUCCCAGCCCAGCUCAAAACUAAAUAGGUUUUCUAUAUGUUGUAGGAGUUACAUUUUUUUGAGGAGUUAAACCUUUUUGAAAUAAAACUUUUGUUUUAUUGGGGAAAGAAGACACGACUAAAGGUCCAGAGUGUUGGCUUAGAUCUCAAAGUACUAUCUGCUAAGCUGGCCCAGGACAUUAAUCCCAGACUAGGGCCUUCACCUUUGACACUCUGCCCCAGUCCUUCGAACAUGUGAAAGAGAAUGAUAUAUAAGGGUCCACAAAGAUCAGGCAGGGAAUUUAGGCCCAGCCCAUAUAUAUAUAUAUAUAUAAAAGCACAGCUGACUAGAUUUAUGCAAGACCAGAGUUAUGAAGAUUAGGGCAAUGUGGAAAGCUCGUGCCCUGUCUAAACUGCUGCCAUGUGGGAAUGUGGCAGGGUAUUGCCAGUUUUCUGAUAUUUUUGAAAAAACCAUGCAAUAGUUUUUAUAUCCAGGGAAAAUACAUGUAUGCAUUUAUAUACAAUCCAUAGGGACAUGAAUUAUGUCUAACUCAUGUCCAUAUGGAUUAUGUUAGUUGGUAACUACAGUAUAAAAAUUUAUACACUCUUCAGGACACACAAAGUCCAAACCAUCCAUUUGUGACUUCUGCCAUAAGGAUUAACUUAGGUGCUUUAAAUGAUCCUUUAUGAGAAAUGAACAUAUCAAAGGGUAAAAUCAUGAGAACAAUUUGGAUUUUGUUACAAAGUCUUAAGUUUUUAAAAAAAAUCUUUCCUUACCUCCAAUUUUGUUUUGUAGAGUUCUUUUUAAUUCCCAUGGUCCUUUAGAUAUGUUUCAAGCAUCAUUCCAUGAGUUUUUCUUCUGCUCAUACUCCCUCAAAACAGACCUUUUCAUUUCCCAAUAUUUUUUGGCUGUUUUGUUACCUCAAACAAUUUUGAGUGAAUUCAUACUUGCUGUUGCAGAACCUGUUGUUUGUUGUAGUAAUGUGAGUUUCCACAGUUUUUAUGCCCAAAAGGGACUCAAAGCCAUCAUUAAAAGUCUUUUGGUUUCUAAAUAUGCUCAAAGAAAAAAGUCAGGAAAAACUCUAUAAACUUUUAAUAGCAAUUAUCUUUGGGGGAUGGGAAUUUUGGCAGAUACAGUAUAGUGGACAUCUCCUAUUUUAUAUACCUGGAGAUUAUUUGAGUUGUUAUACUGAACAAGUAUUACUUAUUAAAUUACAAUAAUUAGGAUUUAAGACAACUUAUUUGACAAGUUAGUGAAAAGCAAAUUGGGUAAAUGAAUUGAAUAGUAAUUUUCUUAAAAAACAUAGUUUAGCAUUGAUUUGACCAAGCCUAUAAUCAAAGUUUAAUUCUGUAUUAUUUGAAUUACUUGGGAUUACUAAUUGUUCUUACACUCUGCUUUGUUUUCUUAAGUCCUUUCUCAAAAAAUUACAAACUUAUGCAAGUAACAGUUCAUAAUACUUUGUUCUCCUCCACCAUAGAAAAAAACAAAUAUAUACAAUUGAGAAAUAAUUUUGAUACUUUUUUUUAUUAACUGAAGUCCAUACUUUAUGCAAAUGUCCUUAGUUUUUUAACCAAAUGUCAUAUAUCUGUUCCCAGACCCCUUCCUGAAAUACCGUAUCUCUGGUAUUUAUAUUUGUAUUUAGUUAUAAUGUCUCCUUAGGCUCCUCUUAGGGGUGAGUUCCUCAGAUUUCGCUUGCUUGCUUGCUUGAUUUAUUUAUUAUCUAUCUAUCAAUCUAUCAUCUAUUUAUUUAUCAUUAAUAUACAAUCACAUGAGCAACACUGUGGUUACUAGAUUUCCCCCAUUAUCAAUUCCCUACCACAUACCACAUUACAGUUACUGUCCAUCAGCGUAGUCAGAUGCUAUAGGACACUCUUCAUUCUUAUAGAAAUAAUUAGACCUACGUGACUGAGUUGUGCUGCCCAGUAUGGUGGCCAGAACCCCAGAAGGCUCAAAAAAUGAAAAUUCUGUUUCUCAUCUCAUCCACACUGGCUCAGCAGCCACAGGUCGCUAAUGGCUACCCUAUUGAACAGAUUUAGAAUAUUUCCAUCAUUACAGAAAAUUCAACUGGACAGCACUGGUCUAGGGCAUGCAUAUUAUAGUCUCUUCUCACCCACCAUCUAAUAGUGAGUAAAUAGUUCAAAGUAUAAGUGACUCAACUUGAACUUGACUAGUUUGCCUAGUCGAUCACCAUAAAAAAAUCAAGAUUCUGUAAAGUUUAUUCACCACCAAAGAUCAGAGGAAUUUCAUGGAAGAAUCCCACACAAACUAUUCAUCUAAACCAUCAAGUCAUGGUCUCUCACGAUUCUAUGUUUGAUUCUCUAUAGAUCAUUAAUUGUAGAGAGGCCUUGCCAGACUCCAAGGAAUAUCUACUCUCAAGUGAACAAAAUACCCUAUUGUAAUGAAAAUCAUCUGUAACUAUUAGGAUUUUAUUCACAAUCUGAUUUUUUUGGUGGUGUCAUGAGUCUAGAUCCCUACAACUUGUUUUGGUCCAAGCUGACUUCUGUAGGGUAAGUACCCAUUUAACUAUACAUCAGAGGUACUGUAUUUUUAAAUUAUUGUUUCUUUUCUCCUUCAGUUAAUAUUCAGAAUGAAAAACAUGCUACGGGAAAAAAGUUUUAAGGGUCUCUAUUUCUGGUGAAGGGAAGAAUACUUUUAGUUUAGUCAUUGAUUGAAGGCUUUAAAAAAAUCAAUCUCUGGCUGUCAAGACAAUGUAAACUUGGUAUUUAACAUUAUAAACUGGUUCCUUCUCUCCAGGUCUAACUUUCCUCCAAGUUCAGUUUUCUCAUUAAAUAAGACUAGAGCCUCUGUGAUAGGCCAGGUUCCAGGAAGGAUAAUAUUCCUCUUACCAUUCCAACUCUCACUGGGGGCCAAAGAGAAACCCUGUUUAGUUUCAGGUUCCUGGGGUUUUCUAUAUCUUAUAUACAGUUGGCCCUUGAACAACACGACGGUUAGGGACACUAACCCCCCAGCUCAGCUGAAAAUUCACAUACAACUUUUCACUUCCCCAAAAUUUAACUACUAAUAGCCUAUUGUUGACUGGAAAUCUCACUGAUAACAGGAAGUUGAUUUAUACAUACUUUAUAUGCUACAUAUACUAUAUACUCUAUUAUUAUAAUAAAGUAAGCUAGAAAAAAUGUUUUUUCAAAGUCAUAAAUCUCUAAAAAAAAUUUCAAUAUAUUUAUUGGAAAAAUUUGUGUAUAAGUGGGCCCAUGCUAUUCAAAUCUGUGAUGUUCAACAGUCAACUAUAUAUCCAAUAUUUGAGAAAUCUUUGUUUCAGAGUGCUUGGUGUCAUCAAAUGCUAAGGUCCAUAGAGCUGGCCACAGAAUUUAUCUGGUUCUUAAUUGGUUCCUGAGCUGAAUUUUAUUUUAAUGAUCCUAUUCAUCUAAAAAUAACCAUUCAGAUGAUUGUCCACUUAGAGUAGCUCCAAACUAAUGUUUGACUCAGGCCUCAGCAGUGGCUGACCUUGAAUUUCUUUCCUUUGGUCCCGUGCUGAACACAGAAACUUUUAAGUGCUACAAAUACAACAGCUAGGAUACUGAAGGGCCCUACCAUCUAAUUUCUGUGCAACAGUGCAUUAAAUAGCUUAGUGCUUCUAUAUGGCUAAAGACUAGAACUGAAAGUACUAUUAGAACUGAGGACCAAUUAUAAAGGCUUUCUGCUUAGCUUGGACCCCUAUUGCACCAUGAUUUUUAGAACAGAACAAGGAAACCAAUCUAAAAUAAGACAAGAAAAGAAUGGUGACCCAGCCCAAUAAACUGUAAAUGGAGGGCAACAGAUUAUUUUUAAUUUUAGUUACGUGAGAGUCUAUGGGAAAGUUCUGGCAAAUAAUACAACUGAGACAAGGUCUGAAACUUUUUAAGACUUUUUUUAAAAAAGGACCAAUGACAAUAUUUCUAUUAGUAUGUGAAUAGUAAUGUUUGGGUGCUAAAAACCUAUCCUUGAUGUUAGUCAUCACUUGGGUUUGUGGCAAGUACAGAGACAUAAUCACCUGAAAACAUAUCUCUGACAUAAAGAUUAAUUAAUAGUGUGUGGAAAAGGGAUGAUCCACUCUCCCCCAACGCAUGCUCCUAGUUUGCGUAUAUUCCCCUGGUAUUCCUGCCUUCUCUGCUUAAUUUCUUCUCAACAAAACCACUGAGAACAGAAAACAGAAAUGGUGAGAGUGAACCAGACAUAAAACAUUUCCAAUGAUGAUCUUAACUUUGAAACGGGCAUUGUUAAACUCCAGCCAUUAACACUGUACUUGGUAAACAGGGAUUUGUUCGCUUCUCUUUCUGUGAAUCUUCAGAAGUCUUGAAAGGCUUGACAGUGGUCCUCCAGAAGCUCCAAGUAUUUUAUUUAUUGAAAAAUGGAUUUCACUAUUAACCUUACCAGCUUUAAAUUCUGUUGGCUACUCUGUCAAUAUAAAUUUAGUCUUCAUAGAUAAUAAUAUAUUUUUCCACAGCAGCAAGCCUCUGUCCAUUAUUGUAUAGUUUGCUUUCAAGAGAAUUUGAUGUUCCAUCAUGAAUUAAAUUAUUUGCUCCAUAGUAA
This is a messenger RNA of Manis javanica (Malayan pangolin), 5451 nucleotides long. The record is from RefSeq and is a predicted model, not a curated record. Lineage: Eukaryota; Metazoa; Chordata; Mammalia; Pholidota; Manidae.